Symsagittifera roscoffensis is the source of this 2559-nucleotide messenger RNA. RefSeq lists its product as uncharacterized. The transcript is spliced from 3 exons. The coding region runs from base 405 to 2435 and encodes 676 amino acids. NCBI's taxonomy places the organism in Eukaryota, Metazoa, Xenacoelomorpha, Acoela, Convolutidae. The record is from RefSeq and is a predicted model, not a curated record. Gene Ontology annotation, biological process: signal transduction.
UUGAAUGUAUAUAGUAGCAUAGAGAAAACUGGUGUGUUUUGCGUAGGCAAAGGGACAACACGAUCAUUGUAUGCACACGUACAACAAAUAAAUUUCAGGUCUCACAGUAGCUCAAAAUUCUGCGUCAUUUCAGUUUUCGUACUUCACAUUUAUUUGACCAUAUUCGUUGGUUUGACUUAAGGAAAUAUUACAUUUAAGUUGAUUGACACUUUUUCUUACCGUCAACUUCAUAAUUGUUUAAAUUUGGCUUAUUUUGAGAAGAAAUAAUAAAUCAUUUUUCUGUUUUUCCAUGGAUUAAUUCAUUUUAUUCUUAGUACAGCUAAGACCAGAGUAUUAAUUAUUUUUUUUUAAAUUGAAUUUUACCCUCAAUUAACUCAACUAACAGACUUUUUUUUAAAAAAAAGAUGUCUAGCUCGUCUUCAAAAUUCAAAAACUUUCCAGAAGUUGACAAAUUUAUCCAAAAACUUAUCUCAGUUCCUUCGGAUCAGGACGUUUACGAGCUCCUAGAACUAGAAAAGUUGAAAACCCGCAUAAUAAUCAAAGCUCACAAUACACAGGCAGAAAAACUAGAGGCCACUUUGGGGAAUCUUCUCACCCGGAACAUCUCGUCAUAUGCUCGGAACAAACGAAAAGAGUCGGAACAGUUUGUGAUAUAUGCAACAGAUGUUUUCUACGUGUACCGCUACCAUACACCGUCUGUCAAAUUCUGUCAACCAUUCACUGCCGAUGAAAAGAAAUUGAUCGAUGAUCUUCAAGGAUUUGUCUGCAAGUCAAGCUCACUGCGCAGAACAAUUUCUAAUGAGUCCGCUUUCCCAACACUUGAAACGAAUGGAGCCGAAUUUGCAUCGACAGAAUAUCCUGCGCAGCUUUGGAUUGACAAGUGGAGUGAGUGGCGCAAAUAUAAUGACCCGUAUGAGCUCUCGAGAGGAAAUUUAAAUAAGGGCUUUGAAAACCUGCGAGAGACGAGACCUAGAAAUUCAAGAGACGAGUCGGAGCCUCGAACCUGGAGUCACGAAACUUACGAACCGUCAGGAGAAACAUCGGACCAAAGUCGAGUUGAACUGGAUCGUAGCAAAGAAAAAGCGAAAAACAAGACGAGGAGAGACUCUUGGUUUUCGUCUCGCAGCUCCUCAAUUUCAAAUGCUUCUGAUGUGUCAGAAGUUGGGGAAAAGUCGGCAGACCGAAGCCAGAAUCCAACUGAUGAACCCAAUGUUAAAGCAUCUACACCAAAUUUCGAUGAAAAUAAUCUGGAUAAAAAUGGCGAAGACGAGGAUGAAGAUGAAGACGACUAUAAAGAAACUUUCGAUUGCCUUUUCUACAACUGGCCUCCAAAAAACUCCUUCUUUUCAACGAGGGGCGCGAGCUUGUCAAGCAGCUACCAAAGCUACUUUUCUCAAUUACGCUUUUCAAAGCGGAACGACCCAACAAGAAAAUUCACUAUAGCUAAAACGCGGAGAAAAGUGAAAGAGUUGCUAGAGCUGAAGCUAAAUAACGCUUCCAAGGCCGAGUUUGAACCUCUGUGGAACGCUUUCAACAGGGAUCCGUCAUAUGGCCGCUGGUCGAAAUUUGCUCCAGAUAUGGAGUUGGAAAAACAUGGAUUUAAUUGGUACCCAACGAAGUUAUUGUCGCGUUUAAAAACGUUAAACUUCUUGCAAAAUCAAAAUGUUCCGCCGAUUUGUCCUAGAACUGAGAAGGAAGCUUGUGAAAUCCUCAACAGUGUGGACGAUGAAAAAUAUCUGGAAAAUUUAGUUCUUAAUAGUUUGAAAAUUACAAAACAGUCAGCACCCUGGGAAAACGCCGAACGCUUACUUAGCAGAAUUCUCGCAAUCGAGGAAAACGAGCAAAAGCUGAACGUGUUGUCUGAUUCGUUCCAUAAUAAUCACGACGUCAAAGUUGUUCGUGAUAACAACUCGGCAAUUUUUACGCACAUUCCUUUCACAGGGGUCAAAUUAUAUUCAAAAAAGGCAUCUAAGGAGCAAAAAUCACAGGCUGAAUGCUCUUCUGGCCGUAAUAAUACUAAUGCAUUGAUUGCUAUUAGUUAUAACUCCUCGGACCAAAAACUGGUGCACAAACUAUCCAUCGAUUUACAAAACAUGGGAUAUGACGUAUUGAUCAACAAAGAACAAACGGGACAGACAAUUCGAGAAGCAAUGGAAAAUGAAGUUCGAAACUCAAACAUUGUUCUCCCAAUUUUGUCCAAAGAAUAUGAAGUCAGUGAAAAUUGCCAAAUCGAGUUUAACUAUGCGGUUGAUUCCAAGAAACAGUUGAUUCCAAUAAUUUUUCAGAGAGGUUAUCAGCCCGGAGAACGCGUGGCGAGUGGCAUCUCCAAUUUUCCGUGUUUUGAUUUCUCAGAAAGCGGAGAUUACUUAGCAGAUAUGAAGGAAUAUGUCGCCAGCUUUGAAAAGCUGGUGAAACAAAUCAAUGAUUUGUUAUGAAAAAGUAUACAGCAAAAGAAAUAACUACACGGGGAAAACCGUUACCGAGAAAAUCAUACCUUAGCGUUAUUUGUGUUUAUAAAAUCUCGCACCUAGUUGAUCGAAAAAUUUGAUUUCACCAUCA